Molecule: messenger RNA, 5379 nt
Organism: Nymphaea colorata (pocket water lily)
Lineage: Eukaryota; Viridiplantae; Streptophyta; Magnoliopsida; Nymphaeales; Nymphaeaceae
Exons: 3
Coding region: 1-5379 (1792 amino acids)
Biological process (GO): DNA integration; proteolysis
Molecular function (GO): nucleic acid binding; aspartic-type endopeptidase activity
Source: RefSeq, a predicted model, not a curated record
AUGGCCCGAAGAAAGCAAGCUGAACAAGACUCUCCCGAAGUUGAGGGAGAUACAUCGGCUCAAGAGGAGCAACCUCAAACUGAGUUGGACGUCCAUGCCAUGGAGAAGAUGGUCCACAUCGAGAACGAAAUACUGCAAAUCCGUCAAGAGAUGAUGGAUUACAAGAAAGAGUUGUCCAGGUUAAGAGAGCUCGAUGAAAUCAAGGAGAUGAUUAGAGCUUUGUCUUCUAAUCAAGAGGCCAACCCAAGGUCUACACAAGGACCUCCUCCUCCUCCCCCUCCUAGACAGGAUAAGGGAAAAGGGGUGUUGGGCGGACAACCUAGUGCCGACCCUACCCCUUGGCACAUGCAGGCCGGGCCGAGCCGGCCGCGUCCUACAUGGCAGGAUGAGCAUGUGGAAGAACUUCAAGGCCAUCACUAUGGGCCUAGUCGAGAUAAUGGCGGACAUAACGGCCACCAUGUAGACCACACGGUCAACAAUGGUGGGCAUAAUGGCCACCAUGGAGGACCCUACAGCCAUACUGGAGCGUACAACGGUCAACAAGGAGGAUACAAUGGCAACCACGGUGGACAACAACAUUCAUCCUCGGAUUACAUCAACCGAGAACCAUAUGGACCGCAAGCUAGUAGGUACGGACCUAGAUUCGCAGGGUCUCAAUGGGAACAUGAGAACUCGGGAAGAAGAUGGGCUGAUAGAGUAGACCGUGACCCUCCCAUUUGGGAACAAUCCAGAGAACGAGAGCCACCUAGAUGGGAUAACCAUUGGGAACCAAGGAAUGUACAGCGGAACCAGCCCAGGGCUCUCCAAGUACAUAUUGAAUUUCCUAGGUUCAAUGGCAAUGACCCGUUAGAUUGGAUCUUUCAAGUGGAAGAAUAUUUCACUUGUCAGAUGAUUCCUAGGGAAGAAUGGCUCCAGACUGCCACUCUUCAUUUUGAUGGAGAAGCCAGACGAUGGUUGAGAUGGCUUAAGAUGAAGGAACCCGUAGAGACUUGGGGAGAGUUUCAGGAAGCCCUUACACUUAGAUUUGGGGAGUCCGCUUAUGUGGACUAUGACAUAGAGCUUCGCAACUUGAGGCAAACCUCUACCGUCCAGGAGUAUCAAGCUAGAUUUGAAAAUCUAGCAAGUAUGGUGGAUUGGACUCACAAGGCACUCAUAGCCGCCUUCGUGGGAGGUCUGAAAGAAGAAAUCCAGAUUGACGUUAGGGAUGAACCGAACACGGAGUUGAGGAAGUGCUUUGCCAAAGCACGCUCCAUUGAAGAUAGGCAACGCAAGAAGCAGGCCCUCUACAAGUCGUGGAGAAAUGUUCCAGUUGCUCGUCCCCAACCAGCUCAACAACACAAGAUUCUCUCCGCGCCGCCAAAGAAGGAAGAACCUAAGCCAGUCUUCAGGUCGAGGGCUCCUCCACCCAUGACACGCGAAGAGCGAGAGGACAUGAUUAAGAACAAGAAGUGUUUUUGGUGCAAGGGAGAUUGGAGUCCUACUCAUCAGUGCAAGCACAUCAGGAUCUAUACCGUUUUGGAAGGAGAUAGUGAUGAAGAGGGAAAGGACCAGCCCCUAACUAUGGAAGAAGUUUUUGAGGCCGAAACGGAAGUAGAACCAACGAGAGAUGAGGAAGCGCCAGAAGCUGAAUGUCGGAUUUUGGACGACCCAGAGCGUCCGGAAUCUAUGAAGGUCUUAGGGCAUAUAGGAGAUCGGCAAGUGCUUGUCUUGCUCGACUCAGGAGCCACCCACAACUUCGUAGGUGACCACAUAGCCGGCCAACUAGGAUGCACCAUUGAGGACCAGCCACAGCUUAGGGUUUUAGUGGCCAACGGGGACAUACUUCCAUGUACCCGUAAGUGCACUAACGUAGAGCUUACCUUGCAGAAGGUCCCGUUUAAGGUAGAUCUACUGGUUGUCCCCAUCCCUAGUGUAGACGUCAUUCUUGGCGUUAAGUGGCUGAAGACCUUAGGCCGAGUCUGGUGGGACUUCUCUACCAUGGAGUUGUGCCUCCCUAAGGAGGGUGGCAAGGAAGGAGUAGUGCUUAGGGCCGUAGAACCUAGUCUAGGGCCGAGAGCAGCUUUGAGAGCCUUAGUGACUCAAAAGUCAGUGGCUUGGUUGGUGGCCAUCGUAGAAGAGCUAACUUCUAAUCAAGAUCAGAAGGAGGAAAUACCUGGUCCAGUUCAAGAGGUGUUGAAGGAAUUUGAAGACAUCUUUGAGGAACCCAAAAGACUUCCACCUCAACGAACUUAUGAUCAUAGGAUCGUGCUAACCAACGGCACUGAGCCCGUAAAUGUCCGCCCAUACAGAUAUGGGUAUGCCCAGAAAUCGGAGAUAGAGAAGCUAGUCAAGGAGAUGCGAGAAAGCAACAUUAUUAGACCUAGCUCGAGUCCCUUUUCUUCUCCAGUCCUUCUGGUUAAGAAAAAGGACAACACCUGGAGAUUUUGUGUAGAUUACAGAGCUUUGAAUGAAGCAACUGUAGAAGAUAGGCACCCAAUUCCUGUGAUAGAUGAGUUGCUAGAUGAAUUGUCAGGAGCGCGUGUCUUUUCGAAGUUAGAUCUCAGGUCGGGAUAUCAUCAGAUUAGAAUGUACGAGGAAGACAUCUCGAAGACGGCAUUCAGAACCCAUGACGGGCAUUAUGAGUUCUUGGUUAUGCCAUUUGGGCUGACCAAUGCACCGGCGACUUUUCAAAGGUGUAUGAACGACGUGUUUCGGGAAUUUCUUCGAGAUUUCAUUUUGGUGUUUUUUGAUGACAUCCUAGUGUAUAGUCAGAGCAUGGAGCAACACGCCAAGCAUCUUCGCAUCAUCUUGAAGGUUUUAAGAGAACAUACCCUGUUCGCUAAGAUGUCCAAGUGUAGCUUUGGACAGACAUCUAUUGGGUAUCUUGGGCAUAUUGUGUCCUAUGAAGGCGUCAGGGCAGAUCCAGAGAAGCUCCAAGCUAUGGAGCAGUGGCCGUUACCGAAGGACCCUCGAGGAAUGAGAGGAUUUUUGGGACUUACUGGUUAUUACCGUCGGUUUAUCAAGGGUUAUGGAUUGAUAGCUUCUCCUCUCACUCACAUGUUGAAGAAAGGAGAGUUCACUUGGACGGGCAAAGCUAGAGAAGCUUUUGUUAAGCUAAAGGCAGCGAUGAUGAGCGCACCAGUUUUGGCUCUACCAGAUUUCGCCAAGGACUUUGUCAUUGAAACGGAUGCUAGUGAUGUGGGCAUUGGGGCAGUGCUUAGUCAAGAAGGGCAUCCUAUAGCCUUCAUGACCAAGGCCCUGACCAGCAGGGCCAAACCUUUGUCCACAUACGAGAAGGAAUUAUUGGCAAUUGUCAUGGCAGUGGACAAAUGGAGACCAUAUCUGAUAGGGAGACGAUUUGUGGUUAGGACUGACCACAGCAGCUUGAGAUACAUGGUUAAACAGCGCGUCUCUACCCCGACACAACAAAGAUGGUUAGCCAAACUUCUUGGCUAUGAUUUUACUAUUGAGUAUAAGAAGGGGACUGAGAACUCUGCAGCAGACUCCCUAUCUCGCAUGCCAGAGCAACUGAAGACUCUCUCGGUGAUAAGCACAGACCUAUGGGAGAGAAUAAUUGAAGAGCAAAAUCAAGAUUCAAAUUUGAGGCUACUCAAGCAGACCAUUCGCCAGAAUCCAGGAUCCAUCCCCAACUACACUCUUAAGGGAGAAAUGCUUUGCAAGAAAAAAAGGGCGUUGGUCCCCAAGGAUUCCGAUCUUAAGCAAGAACUACUUAAGCAUUUUCAUAAUUCUAGUGCUGCUGGUCACGAGGGAGUGGCCAAGACCAUGGGAAGGAUUAAGGCUCAAUUUUGGUGGGAUGGCAUGAAGUCGGAGGUGAGGGGUUAUGUGAAGGCAUGCCCCGUAUGCCAAAGGGAAAAAUACGAGGCGACCAAACCUCCAGGGCAUCUGAACCCUCUUCCUAUUCUUGAUAAGCCUUGGGAAGAUGUUUCGAUGGACUUUAUAGAUGCGAUGCCCAGAUCCGAGGGGAAGGAAGCAGUUUUGGUGGUGGUAGAUAGAUUGACGAAGUAUAGUCAUUUCGUGGCUCUACCUAAGAACUACCACGGACCAAUGGUAGCAGGAGUGUACCAAGAUCACAUCGGGAAGCUUCAUGGAAUGCCACAAACUAUAGUAUGUGACCGAGACUCGAUCUUCAUGAGCGCUUUCUGGAGAGAAUAUAUGAAGAUGGCAGGAACGGUAAUCAACUUUAGCACUGCUCAUCAUCCACAGACCGAUGGGCAGAGUGAGGUAGUCAAUAGGACUUUGGAGACUUACCUUAGGUGUUUCGCUGGUGAGAGGCCCAACACUUGGAUAAAAUUUUUGUCAUGGGCUGAGUGGGCGUACAACACCAGUCUGCAUUCGGGCACGGGCAUGACACCGCAUGAGGCGUUAUAUGGCUAUCCUCCAACUUCGAUUCCGAGGUAUGAAGUGGACACGGCUAGAGAUGAUGAAGUUGACUGCACUCUGAGGAAUCGCGAUGAGAUUCUUGCCACUUUGAAGAAGAAUAUCGAGAGAGCGCAAGUCAGAAUGAGGAAAGCCCAUGAUAAAGGGCGCAAAGAUAGAGAGUUCGAGGUAGGAGACAUGGUUUGGCUGAAAAGAUUGCCCAUGAGACAAAAAUCAUUACUGGGGCAACCUUAUUCAAAGCUCUUACCCAAAUAUUAUGGGCCAUGUAGAGUUCUACAGAAGAUCGGGAAGGCAGCGUACCGUAUUGCAUUACCGCCUCCAGCUCUUGUGCAUCCGGUUUUUCAUGUGUCUCGACUGAAGCCGCACCACGGGCCAGUUCCUGAACAGCAAGAACCCUUACCUGAUAUUGCACCUAGACCUUAUCGUAUCUUGAAGCACAGGUGGGUUACUCGUAAUGGCAGGCCUCGUCAUGAGGAGGGUGGAUCUGAUACGGGCCAGCCCUCGAAUUGGCCCCAAGCGGCCACAGAUAUAGCCGAGAGCAGUCACAGAGGACAAGGGGAGGCCAAUUUUCGGUUUGCUAGGGCUGAGUGUAGACAAGAUGGCAUGGGCCUGGGUCAAGACGAAGGGAAUGAAGGCAUGCAGCAAUUGGGUUUGUCAAGGGUUGAAGAUUCGACUAAGCUUGGAGUUAGCACGGUGGGAGGUGCGGGAGGAUGUGCGAUGGCUCUAGGCGAGGCUUUAGGUGAUCAAGGAGGGGUCGCCGGAAUAGUAGCAGCGGCGACCGGAGGUGGCCGGAGUAGUCACGCCGGUGAGGAGGAAGCGCCAAAGAUGGUACCGAUUGUAGAAGGGCUCGCCGGUGAUCACCUAGGAGCUUCAAUUGAAAGCGCCAGAUGUGGACGGGACCAGCUGGGAUGUCAGCCGGAAUUCUGGCCGGAAAAGGAGCAGAGGUCGCCGGAAGUGGCCGGAUGCAGCAGAGAAUGGACUAGCCAAGCCGCCGAUUCCUAG